Messenger RNA from Funneliformis mosseae, 131 nucleotides. NCBI's taxonomy places the organism in Eukaryota, Fungi, Glomeromycota, Glomeromycetes, Glomerales, Glomeraceae. The record is from the annotation of a GenBank genome assembly.
AUGAUUCUGGAAAGUGAGAGUAUGAUUCCAACCUCAACUCCAUUAUUUGAUUAUAUUGGAAGGGUAUUGAUAGAACAGUUAAAAUAUAAUUUAUUGGAUGUCGUUCAGUCAUCAGUUAUUAGAAAUAAUGU